Messenger RNA from Nerophis lumbriciformis (worm pipefish), 2828 nucleotides. RefSeq lists its product as uncharacterized. Gene Ontology annotation, molecular function: DNA-binding transcription factor activity, RNA polymerase II-specific; RNA polymerase II cis-regulatory region sequence-specific DNA binding. Gene Ontology annotation, biological process: regulation of transcription by RNA polymerase II. The record is from RefSeq and is a predicted model, not a curated record. Lineage: Eukaryota; Metazoa; Chordata; Actinopteri; Syngnathiformes; Syngnathidae.
GCGAGGGAAAAAACAAAAUGGCGUUUGGUGGACAAGACGUUAUUGUGGAUAUUACAGUACUGUGUUCUUAAUCAGUACGUGCGUGUACACAAAUGACGUUUUCUAAAAUAAACAUCGUUAAUAAUUGUUUGUAUUUGGAGACAUUAGUCUGAGCGCAUUUUGAAGUUAGGUGUUAGGUUAGCUUGCUAGUUAGCUUAGCUUGCUAAGUUGCUACCUGUAAACAAAGAGACGCGGAAUUUAUCAACAUAUCGCUAAGCAGAGAUCAAGUGUGUUUGUAUAGUGUUGCGAUUGUGUGAAAAUGUGCGAAAGUACGAUAGCAGAGUACGAGGAGGAACUGUGUCCAACAACAAAAGAGGAGAAGGAGCGACAACAUCAGCUAUUGGAUGCUGUUUUCAAGAAACAUCAAGUUGUGUUACACAGAACAGACGUCCAGCAGCCCUCCCACAUUAAAGAGAAAGAUCUCCACCCCCCUUGUGUAAAAGAGGAGGAGGCAGAGCCAUCCCACAUUAAAGAAGAAGAGGAGGAAGUGCGGCUCAGUCAGGAGGAAGAGUGUCUUCUCGGGCAGGAGGGGGCUGAUCUCACCAAGUUUCCACUGACUGUUGUCUCUGUGAAGACUGAAGACCAUGAAGACAAACCACCUGAGUCCUCACAGCAUCUUCACAGUCCAAACGUCUGUAAAGAACAGCUUCUCCCUGAGCAACAGGGGUGGACUUUCAGGAUAGAGCAGGAGGAGUCACAGCGCUCCCACAUUAAAAAAGAAGAUGAGGCGCCAUGUAUCCUCCACUUUAAAAAGGAAGACCCAUUGACCCCCGAAAUUAAAGAAGAAGAGGAGGACCCUCUGACUCAUGAUGUUGAAGAGGAAGAGAAGACGCCCAAGACCCCGCACCUUAAAAAGGAAGAGGAGGAACACAACAUCAGUCAGGAGGGAGAGCAUCUUGAAUGGUUGGAGGAGUUCCCAGUGAUUGGUGUGAUUGUGAAGAGUGAAGAUGAUGAGGUCAAAGGUGAAAGUGAGGAGAAGAGAGAGGUGGAGCCUUCAAGCAGCAGCUCAACUCAACACAUGACAACAGAAGCUGAUGGAGACCUCUGUGGAGGAUCACAAGCAUACAAGCUCUUAGCUCCACUAUCAGAUAGUGACGACACAACGUCACACUCUCCUGACACUGAUGAUGAAGACUCUAAAGCUGAUCAGACAUGUCACACUGACAACACACGCUUGACAUGUUCUCACUGUGACAAAACUUUUAAAUACCAUUGUCGUCUGAAAACCCACAUGAGAAUUCACACCGGAGAAAAAACAUUUGUGUGUUCAGUUUGUGGUAAAAGAUUUUUUCACAAGCAUCAUUUAAAAGGACACACAAGAGUACACACAGGAGAAACACCUUUUACCUGUUCAGUCUGUGGUAAAGGUUUUCCACUAAAUCAGUGUUUGAAAGUACACAUGAGAAUACACACCGGAGAUAAACCUUUUACCUGUUCAAUCUGUGGUAAAGGUCAUAUACAAAGUGCAGAUUUGAAAAAACACAUGAGAAAGCACACUGGCGAAAAACCCUUUUCCUGCACAGAAUGUGGUAAAGGUUUUGUACAAAGUCAAUAUUUAAAAAUACACAUGAGAAUACACACUGGAGAAAAACCUUAUACUUGUUUAAUCUGUGGUAAAAGUUUUCCACGAAGUCAGUGUUUGAAAGUACACACAAGAAUACACACUGGAGAAAAACCUUUUACUUGCACAAUCUGUGGUAAAGGUUUUAUAAAAGGUCAAAAUUUGAAAUUACAUGUGAGAAUACACUCUGGAGAAAAACCUUUUACCUGUACAAUCUGUGGUAAAGGUUGUAUAAAAAGUCAACAUUUGAAAGUACACAUGAGAAUACACACUGGUGAAAAACCAUAUUCCUGUUUGAACUGCAAGAGAAGUUUUUAUGAACAAAAAAACCUUGUAGUGCACAUGAGAAAACACACAGGUGAGAAAGUGUUGAGUUGCAGCGUGUGUGAUGAAAGAUUCUCUUACAAGUACCAGUGUAAGAAACACAAGUGUGCUGGUGAGAACAGCAGCAGCAAAUGAAGCAAAGACUUUGAUAACUUUGACUUUUUAACAGCACAUAUAACAUGUGUGACAUUGUCUGUCUUACACAAUAUCAAGUACAUGCAUUAAUAUGCAACAUUGUGUAUUUUUAUUAAAUAUUGGGAACAAAAUCAAGUUGACUGAAUAGGUGAGAGUAAACAGUACAAAAUAUAUGUGACAUACAAUGAACAUUUUUUACUUAAUCAUAACAGUGUUUUUAUAUCUGUUUUUGAAAUAAUCAAGUGUUAGAUAUUUUCAAGUUUAAUUGUGUAUGAUUCCAUAGAUUAAAUAUUUUAUAUUAUACACAUAUUGGUUUUACAUGUGUUCAUACCUUUGCUUUUGAGUACACAUAGAUCCCUCUUAGUUAAUUUUUACUGGUUCACAUCUGAAACAUCUUCCGGAAACAUAUUAUUGUUUACUUUAUACAUCAUUUGAGCAGUUGUGUUUUAUACCAUGUCAUUUACUUUUAAUCUGUGUUGGCCCUGUGAUGAGGUAGCGACUUGUCCAGGGUGAACCCUGCCUAUCGCUCGAAUGCAGCUGAGAUAGGCUGCAUUUGACUGCAUUGGAGGUGAGGGGAGCAGUGAGCAGCAGCGGUGGCCGCCCCCGGGAUUCAUUUUUGGUGAUUUAACCCCCAAUUCCAACCCUUGAUGCUGAGUGCCAAGCAGGGAGGUAAUGGGUCCCAUUUUUAUAGCCUUUGGUAUGACGUAUUACAUGUACACUCAUCUGUACAUUUUAUUUAAAAUCAAUACAGGAUAUAUAUUUAUAUUUA